CUUCCGGUCUCCUCUUUCCAGUCAGAGCCAUGCGGUUCCGUUUUUGUGGCGACUUGGACUGCCCGGACUGGGUACUCGCCGAAAUCAGCACGUUGUCCAAAAUUUCAAGUGUCAAGAUGAAGCUGCUCUGUGGUCAGGUCCUGAAGGAUUUGCUUGGGGAAGGCAUUGACUAUGAUAAAGUCACUAAACUCACUGCGGAUGCGAAGUUUGAAAGUGGAGAUAUUAAAGCAAGUAUAGCAGUGCUCAGCUUCAUCCUGUCCAGCGCUGCAAAGCAUGACGUGGACAGCGAGUCUCUGUCCAGUGAGCUGCAACAACUUGGUUUGCCUAAAGAACACACUAUGGGACUGUGCAAAUCUUAUGAAGACAAACACUCCGCGCUCCAGGACAAACUAAGGGAGACAAGCCUGAGGUUGAAUCGAUUGGAGAAUGUGUCCUGGCGCGUCGACUACACUCUGAGCUCCAGCGAACUGAGUGAGGUGAAUGAACCGGAGAUUCAUCUGAAACUGCAGACAAAGGGUCCAGACAGCGCCACAGAAACAACCGUCGUCACUGUCUCGGCAGAAAAGUUCAGAGUCCUGCUCACGGAGCUGAAACAAGCCCAGGCUAUGAUGAAUGCACUGUAAUGAAGAAUAAAGCAAAAUUCCAGAGACUGAUUAAAUUUGGAAGACAAACGGAGCUUACAGAAAUGUUAUUAAACUUCCUGAAGUGCCAUACAUACAUCAUAUCGGGGGGAUGGGUUUGCUUUGUGUUAUGGGUGUAACCAACCGGCCUCUCACCCACUGUCUUUUCAGUCCAACCUUUGAACUUGUGCAGAAUGAAGCAGUUUGAGCUCAUUGGUCACUGUAAAUGCUCUGUAAUUCGACACCCAAGUAAAAACACUGAGAAGUUUGUGUACAGUAUUUUAAUUAGUUUUGUCUAAUUUUACUUUUGUCAUAAAGAACAUUUUUGUUUGUGACUUGUUGAUUUUGUGUUUUUGGAAAUAAACUGCAAAAUGAACUUUGACGAA
Salarias fasciatus (jewelled blenny) is the source of this 1006-nucleotide messenger RNA. It is a transcript of the gene commd4, whose product is annotated as COMM domain containing 4. The record is from RefSeq and is a predicted model, not a curated record. The coding region runs from base 30 to 623 and encodes 197 amino acids. The transcript has 8 exons. NCBI's taxonomy places the organism in Eukaryota, Metazoa, Chordata, Actinopteri, Blenniiformes, Blenniidae.